Molecule: messenger RNA, 1887 nt
Organism: Trypanosoma grayi
Lineage: Eukaryota; Euglenozoa; Kinetoplastea; Trypanosomatida; Trypanosomatidae
Product: putative folate/pteridine transporter
Exons: 1
Coding region: 1-1887 (628 amino acids)
Cellular component (GO): membrane
Source: RefSeq, a predicted model, not a curated record
AUGGCGCGCAGCGAAGAUGGGAUGCAGGCUGAUUCUAACAGUGGCAGUGAGACCGUCUAUCCGCUCUCCGCCGAAGAGGUUGUGGAUGCCGCCUACGUCCACCCUGGCGCAAGAAAGCUCUUCGACAGGUCACCGAUAUUUCGGCGGAUUCCUGUCUUCGGAGAAGCGGUAAAGGGCUUUGGUCCGAGGUGCGUCAUUUCACUUGGCUUGAUCCAGUUCCUUUGUAAAGGUGUUGCCAACUACCUCAUCGCCUAUUCUAUACUUCCCAUGUUCACGCGCCGCUACGGCCUAACGGGAAUGGAGUACCAACGAAUGGUGGGCGUGACCAAGUUGGGAACGUCUGUUAAGCCGCUUGUGGCGGUCCUCAGCGACAUGUUCGCGUUGUUCAGCUACACCAAGCGAUGGUACUGUGCGGCGUCAUGUGUGCUUGGGGCUGGAAUGGCUGUUGGCUACGGCCUCCUUCCGGCUGCGCCCGCAAGCGCAGCCACUGCCGCAGCGUUUGUCUUCCUCACAGGUUUCAGCAAAUCCAAUGUGGACAUCCUUAUUGAGGGGCACUACAGUCGCCUGAUGCAUCAUCGACCAGAAUCAGGGCCUGCGCUGGUAAGUUGGGUCUGGUGGUUCAUUAUGAUCGGUGCCAUUGUGGCUUCUUUUCUCCAGGGGCCGCUCUCCGACGCGCAUUUGGAGCACAUUGGUAUUUUUGUUUCCGCCGCGCUGCAGCUCCUCACAUCUGUCUUCUUUGUGUUUAACUGGAUUGAGGAGAAACCCAACCGCGAGGAGCGCAUGGAAGACCAGCGCAUGGCACGGGCAGCGAUGCUGAAUGAAGUGCAGGAAACGAAGCUGGGUGACGGAGAUCCUACCGUGGCUGAGGGGAAUGUUGUGCAGGACGGUGGCGACUUGGUUGACCUCUCCGCGUAUGAGCCGUUCGAUGAGCUGGAUGAUUCUGAUGAGCCGCUGCCUAUCCGCGAGUUAUGCUGCGGCGCUGUGGAGUUCAAUACCGAGGUCCUCAGCCGCAAUCGUUUGGUGCUCAUCUACUCAGCUCUGAUGGCGGUUGGUGUGGUGAGUAUGGCGAUUGUGACAAUUCUCGGUACGAAGCAAGAUCUUCUCAUUGCUUCUGUAACUGUCUCCGUCUUUCUUGGCGCCUUCGCGUUCUAUGCAUUGCCCAAAAUGGUUGCAAAAGUCAGCCUGUAUAUAUUCGCUCACAUGGCGUUCUAUCUACAGUUCCCCGGCGCAUUGGAUACAUUCUACACUGCUGGACCAGACUGCCUUCCUGACGGCCCACAAUUCAACCUGUUCUUCUACUACACGAUUGGCUCGGUUAUUGGAAACGUUGGUGGUAUUGUGGGUGUAACGCUCUUCUCGUAUGUGUUCUCUAAGCGAAGCUACCGCCUGAGCUUUAUCAUUACAAUGAUGGUGCAAAUAUUGGGGAGUGUGUUUGAUAUCAUCAUCGUCAAGCGCUGGAACAUACGUGUUGGCAUCAAUGAUCACAUAAUGUACGUUAUGGGCGAUCAGAUUGUCUACCAGGUGUGCUACAUGCUCAGUUGGAUGCCAUGUGUGCUGCUGAUUUCGCGUGUUUGCCCUAAAGGAGCGGAAAGCAUGGUGUACUCCGUGCUUGCGGGUUUCGCCAACCUUGGGCUGGCUAUGUCAAACAACUUUGGUUCAAUCCUGAUGGAGCACGCGUUUCCUGUGGUGACGAAACCCCCCUGCGACUUCCACAACGUGCCGAUGCUGCUGCUGAUUGGGCAUUUCCUCCUUCCGCUCAUUAGCAUUGCGCUCGUCUUUGUCUUGAUUCCGAAUGCCCGUGUAUGUGAUGAUAUUGACCUGGACGGCAAUGUUAAGCUGAAGAAGGGCGACGAGGAAGGCAACGCAAUAGGGACCAGCCAGGAGUGA